GCCUGUCUGUAGGGGGGCGGCCGUGGCCCAGCACAGCCCCGGGCCGGCGCCGGGGGGCGGGUCGGGGGGCGGGUCGGGGGCCGGCCGGACUCCAUGUCCCAGGCGCCCCGGGGCCGUAGCGGGUUGUGCCGGGGAGGGAAGGAGGGAGGAUGCUGCGGGCGGGCUGCCGCGCUGCGCUGUCCCGCCGCCCCCCGCAGGGCUCCGCGCCUCGCCGCGGGGCCGGAGAGCAGCGCCCCGGGGGGGCAGAGGCGGCGGCGGCCGGGGAGAGCCUCAAGCGGACGCCGCUGGACGCGCUGCACCGGUCCCGAGGCGGGCGGAUGGUGCCGUUCGCGGGCUGGAGCCUGCCGCUGCACUACGAGCAAGGCCACCUCCAGUCCCACCUGCACACCCGCCGCCGCUGCUCCCUCUUCGAUGUCUCCCACAUGCUGCAGACUCGUGUGUACGGCCAGGACCGCAUCAGGUUCAUGGAGAGCCUGGUGGUGGGGGACAUCGCUGAGCUGAAGCCAGGACAGGGCACCCUAACACUGCUCACCAACGAGAGAGGUGGCAUCGUGGAUGACCUCAUCGUCACCAACACACUGGAAGAUCACCUCUACGUGGUGUCCAAUGCCGGCUGUGCUGACAAGGACUUGGCCAUCAUGAGGGGCAGAGCUGCAGAGCUGCAGGCCACCGGCGGUGACAUCCAUGUGGAGGUGUUGGACAACGCUCUGCUGGCUCUGCAAGGUCCCUCCAUGGCACGGGUGCUGCAGGCGGGGCUGUCAGAUGACCUAGCCAAGCUCUCCUUCAUGAACAGCAUCACCACAACGGUCUUUGGCGUGCCAGGCUGCCGGGUCACGCGCUGCGGCUACACUGGCGAGGAUGGCGUGGAGAUCUCAGUGCCCGCAGGGCGGGCAGUGGAACUGGCUGAGCAGCUGCUGGGUGUCCCGGAGGUGUGGCCGGCAGGGCUGGCAGCCAGGGACAGCCUGCGCCUGGAGGCCGGGCUCUGCCUCUAUGGAAACGACAUCGACGAGACCACCACCCCUGCUGAGGCUGGGCUGAUGUGGACCUUGGGGAAGCGCCGGCGCGCGGCCAUGGACUUCCCUGGCGCAGGAAUCAUCAUGGCACAAGUGAAAGAGAAGCCAAGACGCAAGCGCGUGGGGCUGACGUCGGUGGGACCCCCCAUACGGCCCCACAUGGCCAUCCUGGACCCCGAGGGCACUCCCGUGGGCACUGUGACCAGCGGCUGCCCCUCGCCCUCCCUGGGCAAGAACAUCGCCAUGGGUUACGUGGAGGCAGUGCACAGCCGGGCUGGCACCACACUCACCGUCGAGGUGAGGAAGAAGCAGCACCCGGCCCUCGUCACCAAGAUGCCCUUCGUGCCCACCCAGUACUACAUGGCCAAGUGAGGCCAACGCCUGCUGCGGGCACAGUGCCCCAGCCCCAAUAAAUGUCCCUGCCCCAGU
This is a messenger RNA of Neopsephotus bourkii (Bourke's parrot), 1442 nucleotides long. It is a transcript of the gene AMT, whose product is annotated as aminomethyltransferase. NCBI's taxonomy places the organism in Eukaryota, Metazoa, Chordata, Aves, Psittaciformes, Psittacidae. The transcript is spliced from 8 exons. Gene Ontology annotation, biological process: glycine catabolic process. Gene Ontology annotation, cellular component: mitochondrion. Gene Ontology annotation, molecular function: protein binding; aminomethyltransferase activity. Bases 150 to 1385 code for a protein of 411 amino acids. The record is from RefSeq and is a predicted model, not a curated record.